This is a messenger RNA of Camellia sinensis, 3238 nucleotides long. The record is from RefSeq and is a predicted model, not a curated record. NCBI's taxonomy places the organism in Eukaryota, Viridiplantae, Streptophyta, Magnoliopsida, Ericales, Theaceae.
UACUUGUUAAAGUCAAUCAUCCCUCUUGUUUCUUGUUUGUUCUAAUUCGUUCUCUCUCUAACACCACCAAAAACCCUACUUCUCCUCCUCGAGGACGCAAACGUAAACCUGAAGCCUUACCCAAACAACCAUGCAAUUUGGGUCCCAAUCAUCUUCAUUCUGCUUUAAUUUCCUUCAAUCGCAUGCUCCGAAUGCGACCUUUGCCCCCAAUUUCUCAAUUCAACAAAACUUUAGGCUCUAUUUUGAAAAUGGGUCAUUACGCCACUGCUCUUUCUCUUAUUCGUAACAAGUUGCAACAGCUCCAAGGCAUUCAGGUCGAUUUCUACACCUGCAACAUUGCUAUUAACUGUUACUGUCACCUUAAUCGAGUCGACUUUGGAUUGUCUCUUUUGGGUACCCUCUUCAAACGCGGCUAUACACCCAGUGUAAUUACCUUCACAACUCUGAUUAAUGGACUUAUUUUGCAAGAUAAAACUCCUCAAGCUGUGGAGUUGUUUAAGAAAUUAAUGAGAAGUAGAGAAAUUGAACCCAACGUGGUUAUGUAUGGAACCAUUGUCAAUGGGCUCUGCAGAACGGGGAACACUAUCAGGGCUGUUAGUUUGCUUAGGAUUAUGGAAGAGGGAAGUUGUAAACCUGACACCGUAGUGUAUACCACGAUCAUUGACAGUCUUUGCAAGGAUAGAAUGGUGGAUGAUGCUCUCAAACUCUUUUCUACAAUGGAUGAAAAGGGUAUUUUCCCAAAUGUUGUGACUUAUACUUCUUUGAUUCAUGGCCUAUGUAAUUUUGGUCAGUGGAAGGAGGCUACUGAAAUGUUCAAAGAAAUGUUGGAUCGUGGUAUUGCUCCGAAUGUUCAUACGUAUAGUGUUUUGUUGGAUGCAUGCACCAAGGAAGGGAAGAUGAAAGAGGCAAAGGGGGUACUUGAAGUCAUGAUACAAAGAGGUGUGGAUCCUAAUGUAGUCACAUACAGUACUCUAAUGGAUGGAUAUUGCUUGCAAGGCCAAAUGGAUGAAGCAAUCAGAGUGUUGAAUACCAUGGUGGAGAGGGGCCUUCACCCCAAUGUUUUAAGCUAUAACAUUCUAAUCAAUGGAUAUUGCAAGAAAAUGAAAAUAGAUGAGGCCAUGCAUCUCUUUCGAGAAUUGCCUCGAAAGGGGUUGAAACCCGACAAUGGUACUUUCAGUGCUAUGUUAUGGGGUUUGUUUCAAACAGGUAGAUGUGGAGCUGCUCAAAAACUUUUUAAUGAUAUGCAAGUUGAAGGCAUAAUUCCAAAUUCUCAAACUUAUGGUAUCAUAUUGGAUGGGUUGUGCAAAAAUGGGCAUAUUUCUGAAGCAUUGUCAUUAUUUCACAUGAUGGAAAGCAACCGUUUACAUCUUGAUAUUGCUAAGCACAAUAUUCUUAUUAAUGCAUUUUGCAAGGAUAAAAAGCUUGAUACUGCAAGGGCCCUUUUCAGUAACCUUUCUUCCAAGGGAUUAAAACCUGAUGUUAAGACAUACACUACGAUGAUACAUGGUUUUUGUAAAGAAGGCCUACUGCAUGAAGCUAAAGAGUUGUUUGUUAAAAUGGAACAUAAUGGUUGUUUGCCAAAUGAUGUCACUUACAACACUAUUAUCCGAGGAUUUAUUGGACAACACAAGUGCUAUGAGGCAUUAAUACUGGUUGAAGAAAUGGUUCAAAGGGGUUUUUCAGUAGAUGCAUCCAAUUCUUCCUUGAUCAUAGAUAUACUCUCAACUAAAGGACAAGAUUCUGCUCUCCAAGAAGUGAUAAAGAAGUUCAUGCCCAAAGAUAGUCAUGGAAUGCAAGAGAUUGAGUAAAGUGCUUAAGCUGUGAAGUGGUGCAGGGACUUUGUUAAAGGACCCAGGUGCUGAUUAUGGAUAUUAUUCAAAUCCUUGAUGGAGUUUUAAAGGCUGUAUCAUCUUGGACUGGGAAGGAUUCCUUGUGGAAUCAAGGAAUUUGUGAAGUACCUGCAACUGCUGGAGCUUGAUCUUUGCUGUUAGUUUCCUCAUACAAGGCAAGUGUUUAAGCUUAAUUCCUCAUCAUUACAGCCCAAGGGUAGCAGCCUGUUUCAGCACCACAAGCAUCAAAUUAUUCUUAUUUUUAUUUGACUAAAUUACACAUACACUGACCUCCCUUGAGGUUUCUGACACUUUCAAAUCCGGCCCUUGUGAUUUUUGACUUAUGAAACUGUUGUGUAACGGAAAGCAUUUUUUUAUAACUAUUUUGCUUGUAGUCAUAAUGUUAUAUAAAAUUCACUUUUAUCGUCAAAUUCAAUAAAUUUUGAGAAGACAAAUAUGCCCGGAAUGUCUCACUCAAUUUAUCAGCCGAAGCCAUCCGUCACAAACUCGGAAAAGCUUUGUUUCAUCUAUUUGUUUGAAUUCCUAAAUCUAUAUGUAUGUGUACAUAGAUAUAUAUUUGAAACUAUAGUAUGAGUCUUGUUUUAUUAUUGUUUAAUGGAUAUCUUGUGAAUUCAUUCGUCACUAAAUUUUUAACUUACAAAUUUCAACUUUCAACAGCAGUUUGAAAAAUUUGUCACAGAAAAACGUUACUAAUUGUAAGUUCUAGCGACAAUUUAUAUAACCGUGACAAAAAAAAAUCACUAAUUGUCAAUUUUUAGUGACGUGCAAAAAAUGUCACAAAACGACGAUUUUACUAGGAUUUAUUUUCAAUAGGAUUUAAUGGGAAUAUUAAAUCCAACUAUUAAGAUCUAUUGGUAGUUUACCUUUUUAUUUUUAUUCCGUACUACUUGUUCGAACAUAUUGUUAGUUAUUAAUUAACAAGUACGCGUGUCGCAUGAUGAUUUCUUAUGGGAAUAUAUUGCAAAGUAGAGCUUUCUUUAAGUAGACGAUUAAUUGAGUGGCCUGAGAUCACUCACCAAUCACCAUUUCACACAACCCAAGCUGCCUUUCAAUCCUCAGCUCUCUCUCUCUCUCUCUCUCUAUAUAUAUAUAUAUCUUUCUCUCUAUGGAAAGUCUAUGCGAUCACCACCAUGAAUUCGAGCUCUUCAAACCUCAAUCCAUGGAGAACUCAACACCAACCGACUCCUCACGCAAGAAGAUGAGGGAACCCUACAUAUUAACCAAGUCUACAGAGAGCUGAACCGAAGAACACGACAAGUUCAUUGAAGCUCUUCAACUAUCCGAAGUCAUGCCCAAAAAUAUUUUCUGAAGGUCCAAAAAAAUGGGACUAUAGAACAUGUGCCACCACCUCGACCUAAGCACAAAGCUGCUCAUCCUUACCCGCAAAA